GCGAGAUUGAGCCUUUGCUCUUCCCCGGCUCCGACUCCAAAGAGAUCAAGACACCCACCCCUGCAGAGGUGGAUGCUGUCCAACAGGGCCUUCUGGGAGGAUCGGACUUGCCUAUGUACAGCAGCUGCCAAGAGAUUCAGCAGCUAGUCGAGAAGAACCGGGUAGUGGUCAUUGAUGCAGCGACCGGAUCUGGGAAAUCCACUUUGGUGCCUCUGUGCCUGGUCCAGCAGUGUCAUAGCAGGAACUUGGGCUGCCGCAUCGUCGUCACCCAGCCGCGAAAGAUCGCGGCGAAGGGGCUGGCAUGGCGAGUUUCACAGCUGGCGGGGACGAACAUCGGAGAUCUGGUUGGGUACCGGGUUGGUGGUGACAAGGUGGACCGGGGGGCUCGAGUUGUGUACGUCACAGUAGGCCACCUGUUAGAGGCAGUCGUGCACAAUCCAAAGUAUUUGGAGACCUUCACACACAUCGUUCUGGACGAGGUCCACGAAAGAUUCGUGGAAGCCGAUUUCCUGAUGGCAUUCUUGCGCAUGGCCUUGUCGCGGCCAGAAACCCAAACGCAACGCCUUGUCAUCAUGUCUGCGAAAUUCCAGAAGAACAAGCUCGCUAGCUUCUUCAAGCCGGCACGUUUGCCAAGCCCAGAACGAGCGGAGUCGGCUGGCAUUCUCCUUGCGGGUGGCAGUCCUUUCAGCGUGCAGAACUUUGUUUUGGACGAUGUCUACCGCAACUAUAGUGGUGUGGCCCGCGGCUGCAAGGAACCGGAUUUCGGCCACUUGAUGCCUUCCAAAAAGAAGGACAUGAAAGAGAGGCAGUGGUCGGACAGACUCACGCAGACAUGCCGAAAUCUCACCAAGCUGGCUGCUCGCCUGGUGUGCUACCUUUAUAGGGAGCAUUGUGAGCAUGCCAUGCAGCGCACCGACCAAGAAGCCCAGGGGCAGUUUGCGAACAGCUGUGUAGUCUUGGCCUUCCUACCAGGUCUAGAUCAGAUGCAUCAGCUCGCCGACAAUCUUAUGGUGGCAUAUUCUGAGUUGAAGGAUUUCUUAGGUUUACCUGAGACGCCUCCCAACAUCAUCCUGAUGCACUCGGCCCUUGAUGAGCGGCGGUAUAGAGAAGCAUUAGAGAAUCCAAAGGAGAACGAGUGGAAGGUGGUCGUGGCCACAAACAUUGCAGAGUCCUCCCUGACAGUUCCAGGAGUGAAGACAGUCAUUGACUUUGCAAUGCACCGCCAGAAUGUGUAUGACGAUCAGGCCAAGAUGUCGUUAUUGAUGACGACCUGGUGUUCCCAGGCAUCAUUGGUCCAACGGCGAGGGCGCACUGGGCGAACGAACCCGGGUAAGUACUUCUGCUUCGUUUCGCAGGAGCUCUACAAGGAGCUGCAGGACUUCGACGAGAGUGGUGUUCAAAGGUCCUCGCUCACAAAAGUAGCUUUGCAGGCCGCGCAUCUUGCCGACCAGCUCUCCAAUCAGACUGUCCGAGCAGGUUUGCCUGUUCGCAAGAAGGGCGUGCAGCCUCAGCAAGGGGGAAGGCAAGACCUGGUUGCGUAUUUCGAUGGAGGGAGGGGUCAGUGGAAGAUCUCGGGCGAAGCUGCCGAGUAUUUUGCCAGUGACGACGAACUGGACCUGCUACAUCUGAAAGUUUCAAACGUUCUGAAUCUCUUGCCUGACCCACCGCCGGACACUCGUAUUGAAUAUGCGACCCAAGAGCUUCAGGAUUUGGGGCUUCUCACUUUGGCCGGCCAGCGUCCCACAAUCUUGGGUGUUGCCUGCUUGAAACUCCCCCUGGAUGUCCCAUUGGCGAGAUUGGCUGUCCUGGGCUGGGCUUGUGAUCUGGGCCUGCAUGGUGCCAUCCUUGCCUCUGCGCUGUCUCUGUCACAGUGUGACGUGCUGAACAGCCCCUACAACAACCUCACAGAGCUAUCAGACUGGGACCUGCAGGCCUUGCGGGCAAACCUGGAGGAACGUCAAAGACUGGACGAAAACCGAAUGUCCGAGCCCUUGAUGUUGCAUAGCCUUUGCUGCCAGUGGUUGCUGGGCCCGGAGUGCCACGUUGGGAAGGUGCCCGAAGACUGGGCGAAACGCAAUAUAAACCCGAGAAUUUGGUCUCAGUUUACAACGAAGCUAGUAGACGUACUCCAGUCCCUGCAGAGAUUCCUUCCAAGAUUUGAUCCUCUAAGAGAGCCGGUGUACAACAUCCUGGACCUGGUUUAUGGGACCGCUGCUUACUGCAGACUCUCUGAAGCGCAAGCCGCUAUACAGCCGGCUUUGGAGCAUGGAGUGGCGGCACUACCUGCUCUGCUGACAUGGGGCUUGGCUCCAACUGGAUUUGUGGCAGUCGGACAAAGUCCUGGCAUCUAUGACUUGGGAGAGAGUUACAAGCGGUUCAAGAAAGUGGUCAGGGACAGGAAUGCCAAAGAGGACGAAGCGUUGUGGUGGCCAGCUGCGCCAGAUGCGUCUAUGACUAGAGGGAUGGCUGCAGCCAAUGUCCAGGCAGUCAUCGACGCUGCGAGGUGUAUGCCACCGCUGUGGACGGAGGAGCAUGCGGAGGGCAGCAAAGUCGAAGCGACAACGGUCUGCUUCAGGUGCGAUGGGAAACAACAAGACCAGAUGCCACUUACUGGCCAGCUGUUGUAUCGAAUUUGUGGGCCGUACAAUGGGAAACAAACAAAAAUCAAGACCAAGAGCGCUGAGUACUAUGUUGUGCCGCCGGAACACCCGGGAAGCUACAACUGGUACAUGCCGAAACGAGAUGGUGACGGCUUGAGAGAAGUUCGAGUGAAUUGGAAGGCACCGGCCUAUUCGCUGAUUCAUACAAGUCAGCCUGGCGAGAAACAGACACGAAUCGGAAAGUGCCGACCGAAGCGAUUCCUGGUGGCCAGCGGUGCCGAAUACCACAGCCAGCACGGCAAGAGGGAAUUUAUGAUGCGUGGGACCACUGUGCUGCCUGAUUCUCGAGGUGGACGGAUGGCCUUUAUGUGGCUUCUGGCCGCUGGCAUGCCACUCGAAGCUGAAAUGGUGGCUUUGGCAGCUCCGACUCUUCAGAAGGAUGAGUUUGAGGUCCGUGGCCUGUGGAUGUGGAAAAGGACAUUUCGAUUUCCUGACCACGCACUUAUGUCCGAAAGUGAUUUGCGCGCAGUGAACGAGUUUCGCAAGGCCCUUUUCGAACUGCAGCGGUGCAAGCCUCAUCGUUUGGCUGGGUCCUGGCUUGAGCGACCACAGCAGGCAGAUGGCGUGUUGCGCCAGUAUUUCAUCGAGUGCUUGGACCCGAACUCCGAGCCAAGCGAGCUGGAGUUAGCCACAGAGCUUUCCGACCACGCGGAAGUUUUGUCCAUCUGCAGCGACAAGGGCAAAGGUGUCACACUUCAUGGCCCGGCAGGCGGUUCUCGCUGGAUGGCUUCGCAAAGGGUGUACAUGGAAGAGCAAGUGGACGGACGUUUGAAGUGGUCGAGCGGCGCCAUAUGGGAACGCUGCAAUGAUGACGUUGAACGACUCCUGCUCGAGGACGUGUCUCUGCUCCGCGUGAAGGCGGUAUCCAUGGCGGCGGAAAAGCUGGUGAAGGCCUCAACCGCUGCAGGGCGUCCACGGUCUCCUUUUCCAUCGCGUUUGGUGCCAUUGCUGUCGAGAUGCGCUGGUGGGCAGCGUCACCCUUUGAUGCCCUUGGACUUGGACCUGGCUGAUUCCCUUAUGGCGCAGUUCAAGCAGAUCGCUGAUCAGGAUCGAGGCCACGACUUUUGGUCGGAGGAAGAGGACGAUGGCGUCACAGAUGGGGACGAUGAUGAGCCUUAUGUGGACAGGUCCCUGGAGCGGGUCGAUGAGAAAUUCAUGUGGGCUUUGGCACAUCGCGAUGACUACAAGCCAGAUGCAGAUCUACGGCUAGUCGAGAACGCACUUGCUUUCCCCACAGCCACUGUGUGUUGCAUUUGCGACGGGGAAGGGAAAGAGUUCUCGAAGCAGCAGCUACGCAAUCCACCUGGCAAGCGGAUGUGCAAGGAGUGUGUCGGCAACAAACAACAGAAGUCGUAUUUACCCGCGCAGAAAGAGAUCAAAAAGAACACAGGUCCACUGAAUCAGCCUCCGGCACUGGCAGCAGCCAACGCAACCGCAACCAAGAAGUGUUCUACCUGUGGACUUGCAGUGACUUCAAGCAAUUGCAGCAGUGCUCAGCUUCAGAAGCCAGCAAGCAAGCGGAAAUGCAACAACUGUAUAGCAAGCGGCAGGUGA
This is a messenger RNA of Symbiodinium natans, 4214 nucleotides long. NCBI's taxonomy places the organism in Eukaryota, Dinophyceae, Suessiales, Symbiodiniaceae. The record is from the annotation of a GenBank genome assembly.